Penicillium manginii is the source of this 711-nucleotide messenger RNA. RefSeq lists its product as uncharacterized. The transcript is spliced from 2 exons. The record is from RefSeq and is a predicted model, not a curated record. The coding region runs from base 1 to 711 and encodes 236 amino acids. Lineage: Eukaryota; Fungi; Ascomycota; Eurotiomycetes; Eurotiales; Aspergillaceae.
AUGUCACUGAGCAUGCAGGGUUCAGGAAGAGAGUGCUGGGAAAACUCACCGCGUAUGGAUAUCGACCUGCACGCUCCCUUUUCGCAAGAGCAACCCGCUCCAAGAUCUCUCGUCGAGCGAGAAGCUGAACGCUCCGCGCAUAGACGCGAGUCCUCCCUCGACCAGGGCAUAAAUUAUCACGAAGCUCGAUCCCUCCUGCAAGACGGGGAAUUUGGUCGCAUUGACCCCACUGGCUGGUAUACCCACUAUAAGACCUGUCUGCAACAUUUUGUCGAAUUCAGCCAAUUCAAUCCGACUAUCCAAUCCAUCGCAGCCUUUAUCAAUAUCCGCCUGCCUGCUCAACAUCCUGUCGACCCGACCAACCCGCAACUUGAACCUGCCGCCUCAUUCAUUUCACUCCGACCUUACGUGCGCCGUUUAAUUAUCACUGCACAAGACACGCCUGUCAACAUGCUGGCUUUCUUUGGUCCAGACUGGGAAGCAGGUGUUGGUUGUAUUUACAAACAAGAGCGCACUAAUUACCUCUUCGCGGCGAAGAGUAGUGGCUGGGCGGACACCAAGGCUUCCUAUGAUAUCCUGCCCGACGAACAGACCCCAUUCUUACGUCCUCUCCGCGACCCCUCUGAGGAUGAGAUCCGUGCUGCAGAGGCCCGGUGGAGCGAGUGGCUAGCAAUGGAGGAUUGGAUGGUGGGGGCACGCAGUCCGUGGUAA